Messenger RNA from Caenorhabditis angaria, 611 nucleotides. The record is from the annotation of a GenBank genome assembly. Lineage: Eukaryota; Metazoa; Nematoda; Chromadorea; Rhabditida; Rhabditidae.
AUGUUUGGAUUUUAUAUAUAUUCUAUGAUGUAUGUUCAAGGACUCACAAUGCAAGCUGUAUCAGCUGUAACAGGAUCUACACUCAUAAUUUCCUCUUUAAUAGUAAGUCUCACACCCAAUUUUCUAAUUCAAUCACAAUUUCAGUUAUUCAUCUACCUAACAUGUAUAUCCUCAAGAGUUUAUUAUGAAACACAAGGAAAAUUAUCACUCAAUAAAAGAUUCAAACUUUCCCAAUCUUACGAACUCAGCAAAAGUUUUAUUGUUCCAAUAACAACUAGCAUAUUUUUCAAAAUCGCUCUAUUUGCGAGUUAUGGACUAAUGGCUUUUGUACCUGCUGAUUAUUUAUUCCCGAUGUUUUCAUUUUGGAAUAUGGUUUUAAAUAUUGAUACAAGUUUGUUUCCCGUGUUAUUUUUAUUGACAAACAGGACUUUCAAGAAAAAGGUGACUGGAUUUCAUUUUCAAGAAAAACAUUUUAAAGUUUUUUUUAGAUUCGCUCAAUGUUCUUCGAAAAAGCAAGAGUUCAUCAAGUGAGAACAUUGACUGGAAAAAAUAUUCAGAAAAAUGAAACACAUCACGAUCAUUUUCUUGCUCUCCGUCAAUCUUGGAAUUGA